CCUCUGAGAUAUGCCCUCCUCAUGAGCCAGAGGGUCUGCCUGCAGAUGGCCGCCGUCUCCUGGGCUGGGGGUGCCUUUUUAUCACUGGCACACACUGCCUACGCCAUGCACUUCCCAAUCUGUGGUUCCACAGAGAUUUCUCAUUUCCUUUGUGAGGUCAUCGCCAUCCUCAAGCUGGCCUGUGAGGACAUCUCUGCCUACGAGAAGGCUGUGGUGGCGACCAGCAUUGUGGUGCUCCUCAUUCCCCUGUCCCUCAUCUUGACUUCAUACGUGCUCAUCUUCCUUGCUGUUCUCCGCAUGAACUCCCCUGAGGGCAGAAAUAAAGCCCUGGCUACCUGUUCCUCUCACCUGGCUGUGGUGAGCCUCUACUUUGGCCCGGCCAUGCUGGUCUACAUGAGGCCAAGCUCCUACCACAGCCCCAAGCUGGACCAGGUCCUCUUCUUGUUUGGUGCCAUCCUCACCCCCAUGAUGAACCCCCUCAUCUACAGUCUGAGGAAUAAGGAGGUGGUGGGGGCUCUGAAAAAGGCGCUGGGAUGCUGUCCAACCUCACUCUAGACCACAAAUAUACGGCAAACCUUAGCCACGAGCUCUGUUUCAGCUCAGUCAGCCCUGUUGGACGUCGAGGCCUCUGGUCAUGAGGUUGAAACUGCAAUGGCACCACUGGCUCCAUGGAUUCAGGACACACAGACG
Molecule: messenger RNA, 690 nt
Organism: Oryctolagus cuniculus (rabbit)
Lineage: Eukaryota; Metazoa; Chordata; Mammalia; Lagomorpha; Leporidae
Source: RefSeq, a predicted model, not a curated record